AUGCAGCAACUCACCCCACCCCCGGAGGACGGGCCUGAGCAGCCUUUGAUGUGUACGCCUCGAGACUGUCAAGACUGGACACUUGACCUGCCGCAAACCGACCAUGUCCGCUUCUUCCGUGCGACCAAUUGGGCCCGCACCAGACUGGGACCUGUGGAAUGCUGGAGUCCAAGUCUACGCCUCUUCACAGGCUUCGUGCUGGCAGACUCGAACCCAGUCUGCCUUUGGUGGGGUCCGGUAGAGGAACUCACCGCCAUCUACAAUGAGCAUUAUGCCGCCCUGGCUGGACCACUUCACCCGAGGCUCAUGGGUGCCACCUUCAAAGAAGGCUAUCCCGAACUCUGGGACUCGAUCAGCGUCUACUUUACAACCGCAAAGAAGACUGGACUAGGCCAAAGCUAUCCAUCAGCCGUCUCGACCAUUGUGGAGCGCAAGGGAUGGCGAGAGGAGGCGUUCUUUUCUGGUAGCUUCGUGCCUGUCGGAUGCUCUCCCGAAGCAGAGGGCUUCAUCAACACCACUUAUGAAGUCACCGCCCAGGCACUCUCCGAACGACGAAGCUCGAUGCUAAACCUGCUUGGCUCAGUCUCCGCGAAAGAUGUCGGAACUGUCUACUCUCAUAUCCUCAAAACACUUGCAACGAAUCCAAAGGAUGUUCCCUUGGCCAUGCUCUAUCGGCUGCAGGAAGUUGAGAAUUCGAACAUUUUGAGGUUGCAUGGACAGAUUGGACUUCCGGACGGACAUGGACUCAAGAUCCAAAGCGCGACCAUCGACAGCGAAGAAGGACUGAUCCCCGACUUGCGACGAGCUGGUUCUGAUGUCGCCAUCAUUGACUAUGACGAGCGAUUCGACGGUGUCUCGUGGAAGGGUUGGGGAGAGCCUUCGCAGAAAAUAGUCAUUGUACCCAUCAUAUGCGCAUCCCGUCUGUUUGGCUAUCUUGUUGUCGGGACAAAUCCAUUUCGGCCCCAGGAUGAGUUCAGUGGCCAGCUCAUCCGAGAUCUUGGUCGUAUGGUAUCGAGCAUUGUGUCCUCUGCGAACGAUUCAGAAUUGAGCAAGAAGCGCCAGGAACAACUAGAAGCGGAUCUCGCUUUUAGCGAUCUCAAACUGCGGCAUCUCAUCGACCACGCAUCCGUGGGCAUGUGUCAUGUCUCUCGGGACGGUUGCUUGCUCUGGGCGAACGAUCAUUAUUACAAACUAGCCGGACAAAGCGCAAAUAAUCACGACACUGGCGAUUGGGACUUUCUCGACAUGUUCCACGAGGAAGAUCGCAGCAAAGCAGAAGCUAUUUGGGAGGACCUCGUCAAAGGUGCAGACCACGUUACGGCCGAAAUGCGCAUAAAGCGAAUGUAUAGUCCACCGUCUGGUGACCCAGAACCAGCUCAAUUGCAAGUUCUAGCUUUCCCGUAUCGCGACGAAACUGGCUGUGUAAGAUCAGUCAUGGCGUGCACGACGGACAUUAGCCGCCUGAAGUGGGCGCAGACAUUCCAAGCUCGACUAGCCGCAGAGGCAAGAGAAGCGAAACGCCAGCAGGAGGCCUUUAUUGAUGUCGUGUCCCACGAGAUGCGAAAUCCGCUCAGCGCAAUCGUGCAUUGUGCGGAUGCUAUCACCAUUGCCGUGCAGGAAUGCCAGACUCAGCUUGCAAAUAUUCCAGAAUCGUGCGUGGAGGCACUCGACGAAAGCCUGCAAAGCGCGAAGAUUAUCCUACAAUGUGCUCACCACCAAAAGCGUAUCAUCGAUGAUGUCCUCACGCUGAGCAAGCUGGAUUCAAUGCUCUUAUCGAUAACACCCGUCGCAGUCAAGCCAGCCAAGUUGAUAGACUCCAUUGUCAACAUGUUUGAGGCUGAACUCAAAUCUAACCAAAUCACCUACAAUGUCAAUCCUGACCCAUCACUCUCGAAUCUGGACAUUGACUAUCUUUGCUUCGAUCCUUCGCGCGUCACCCAAGUCUUUAUCAAUCUCCUCACCAACGCUAUCAAAUUCGUUACACCUGCAAAGGAACCACAAAUCUCAAUACGAUUCGGUGCUUGCCUUGACAAUCCACGGUCUUUGUUCCCGGAGAAUAUGUUCUGGGCAACAGACCGUAGAUCAUACAACGAUCCGACGAGUAGUCCAGAGUGGGGAGCUGGCGAGGAAGUUUAUCUGACAUUCAGCGUCAAGGAUUCUGGCAUCGGCCUGAAACAAAAAGAAAUCCACAAGAUCUUUGAGCGAUUCCGGCAGGCGAGCGUCAAGACACAUGUACAAUAUGGUGGUAGCGGCCUUGGUUUGUUCAUUUCAAAAGAACUCACAGAGAAGCAAGGUGGCGAGAUUGGUGUGUCUUCCGUCUUCGGCCAGGGCUCGACAUUUGGAUUUUACGUCAAGACACGCCGAGCCAAAAGACAGCCGCAAAUCUUGAAUGGCGGUUGCAACUCGGAUGGAUCUGAAACAGCAGCUGGACCGCUCCACGUUCUAUUGGUGGAGGACAACUUGAUCAACCAGAAGGUUUUGGGCAAACAACUGAAGAAAGCAGGCCUGGAAGUGGAAGUGGCAAAUCAUGGCUUGGAAGCUCUGGACACCCUAGCAAAACAGUCAUUUGAUGUAGUGCUCAUGGAUCUGGAGAUGCCAGUGCUUGAUGGACUUGGUGCAAUGCGCCAGAUCCGCAAUAGAGAACUUCUCGGAGAGGGUCUAGCGAAGAUGAAAGGAUCAAGCCAGACAGGGGGUGAACGGCUGCCAAUCAUUGCUGUGACUGCGAAUGUUCGAAAAGAGCAGAUUGAUACUGCUAUCGCGGCUGGUGCAGAUCGCGUUAUGCAAAAGCCCUUCAAGGCCGCAGAUCUUGUCUACAUGAUGAAGACAUUGCUCCCAUUGAAAGACCAAGUUUCCGAAGAAUCUCCGCCGCAGAAGGGUUCACAAGCAACAUUAGUUGACCGGACAAAGCAGAAGAUUUCAUGA
Plenodomus lingam JN3 is the source of this 2922-nucleotide messenger RNA. RefSeq lists its product as uncharacterized. Gene Ontology annotation, biological process: phosphorelay signal transduction system; regulation of DNA-templated transcription; phosphorylation. The record is from RefSeq and is a predicted model, not a curated record. Lineage: Eukaryota; Fungi; Ascomycota; Dothideomycetes; Pleosporales; Leptosphaeriaceae. Gene Ontology annotation, molecular function: phosphorelay sensor kinase activity.